GGGUAGGUGAGGGAGGAGAGGGUUGGAGUCUUGGAGAUUCGGAGAAUAUGACGCACGUGCAUCGCACGCUAAAGUGGCUAUACACAGUUUAGUUUUGUGUCGCUCGUUUUCUUCCUCUGCUAUUGUCUUCUUCUUGUUCCCAUCAUCAGCUUCUCCGCCCAUUUCUCAUCUCUCUAUAUAUCACCAACACACAACAACUUCUCUGAUUAUAAUGGCAGAAAUGACAGGGAAAAUUGUUCAAAAUUUACCAAGUGCACAAUGCUGCCAACAAAAUAGGCAGUUUGGCUCCCUAUAUAGAAGGGACCAGUGUGCCCGAUUUAAAAACAACUCGCUUCUCUUUAAAGGAAGGAAGCUUACAUGGACGGGAAUCUCGGCCAUGCAAUUGCAUAAUAUGUCAAACAUUAGCAAAAGAGUUGUUUACUGCAAUGCUUUGCCAUCAGCUACUGUAGUACCAUCACUUGGAAAAGUAGAUUUUCUCAAACUUCAAAAUGGCAGUGAUAUACGUGGUGUUGCUGUCGAUGGUGUUGCUGGAGAACCUAUUAAUUUAACAGAGCCAGUGACACAAGCCAUAGCAGCUGCCUUUGCUGCAUGGCUAUUAGAUAAGAAAAAGGCUGAUGCAUCUAAACGUCUCAAAAUUUCUAUCGGUCAUGAUUCUCGGAUUUCUGCACAAAAGUUACAGGAUGCAGCUUCUCGGGGAAUUGCUGGCGCGGAUUUUGAUGUUGUGCAUUACGGAUUAGCGUCCACACCAGCGAUGUUCAAUAGUACAUUGACCAAAAACGAGGACAUUUUAUGUCCUGUUGAUGGAGCUAUUAUGAUAACAGCAAGCCAUCUUCCUUAUAAUAGAAAUGGAUUUAAGUUCUUUACUAAUGCGGGAGGGCUAGGGAAAGCUGACAUUAAAGACAUUCUAGAGCGUGCCGCAAACAUAUACAACGGUUUUACCCCAGAAUCUUUAAAAGAGGCUGAAAAAAAGGCUUCGCUGUCCAUCAGUAAAGUUGACUACAUGUCUGUAUAUUCAUCUGACCUUGUAACAGCUGUUCGCAAAGCUUCCGGAAACAUAGAAAAGCCGUUGGAAGGAUUUCAUAUAAUUGUGGAUGCUGGAAAUGGAGCUGGUGGUUUUUUUGCUGGAAAGGUGCUGGAGCCUUUAGGUGCUGUUACUUCUGGCAGUCAAUUUCUAGAACCAGAUGGUUUAUUUCCGAAUCAUAUUCCUAACCCUGAGGAUAAGGCAGCAAUGAAGGCGAUUACACAAGCAGUGCUUGAUAACAAGGCUGAUUUAGGGAUCAUAUUUGACACGGAUGUCGAUAGAUCUGCCGCUGUGGAUUCCACUGGUCGUGAGUUUAAUCGAAAUCGUUUAAUUGCGUUAAUGUCUGCUAUUGUUUUAGAGGAACACCCUGGAACUACUAUUGUCACUGACAGUGUUACUUCAGACGGACUUACGACAUUCAUUGAGAAAAAACUAGGGGGGAAACACCAUCGGUUCAAACGAGGGUAUAAAAAUGUCAUCGAUGAAGCUAUCCGUCUGAACUCUGUUGGUGAGGAGUCACACUUGGCUAUUGAGACCAGUGGCCAUGGAGCACUCAAGGAGAAUCAUUGGCUUGAUGACGGUGCAUAUCUCAUGGUCAAGCUAUUAAACAAGCUUGCAUCGGCUAGAGCUUCGGGUCAAACUGGCGGUAGCAAAGUUUUGACUGAUUUGGUAGAUGAGUUGCAGGAACCAGGUGUUGCUGUUGAGCUUAGAUUAAAAAUAGAUCAAAAUCAUUCAGAUCUCAAAGGAGGAUCUUUUCGUGAAUACGGUGAAGCAGUGUUGAAACAUUUGGAAAAUAAAAGUGAAUCGGAUCCUAAGCUUCAAAAAGCUCCCGUUAACUAUGAAGGGAUUCGGGUUUCCGGUUAUGGUGGUUGGUUUCUUCUGAGACUUUCGCUUCAUGACCCUGUUUUGCCCCUUAACAUUGAGGCCCCAAGUAAUGAGGAUGCGGUAAAACUUGGAUUAGCAGUGCUUUCGGCUGUAAAUGAGUUCUCAGCUCUGGAUGUUUCAGCAUUGGCGAAAUUUGUACAACAGUAACGAAGCUCGAGUUUUCUUUAUUUUCUUUUUUUUUUACAAAAUAACUUUUUUGGCGAUUUUUUUUUUGUAAUAAGGGGUUAUUUGUGGUUUGUGUUUUGAAAGCUAUAUAUACUGAUAAUGUGAUAAUAUAUAACCAAACUCAGAUAUCAUAAAACCUAUAAAUAAUUGUCUUUUCCAUAAUUUUUCAUCUCUUGAAAAAUGAGACA
This is a messenger RNA of Helianthus annuus (common sunflower), 2259 nucleotides long. RefSeq names its product phosphoglucomutase. Gene Ontology annotation, cellular component: chloroplast stroma. The transcript is spliced from 17 exons. NCBI's taxonomy places the organism in Eukaryota, Viridiplantae, Streptophyta, Magnoliopsida, Asterales, Asteraceae. Gene Ontology annotation, biological process: carbohydrate metabolic process. The record is from RefSeq and is a predicted model, not a curated record. Bases 212 to 2053 code for a protein of 613 amino acids. Gene Ontology annotation, molecular function: phosphomannomutase activity.